AGUUAAAUAAAGUGUAGAAAUAAUUGAGCUAAAAGUUUGGUGCUUAAGAUAAAAUACAUGACUGGUACUAGACUACUAGUGAACAAGAAGAAAAGAAACAAACUCAUUCUGUCAAAUUAAACAGCAUAGAAAUGGAGGGUGAAAAUUCAAGGCAUGUCAUGGUCCUAACAUACCCAGCACAAGGCCACAUAAACCCCCUUCUACAAUUCACCAAGCUUAUGGCCUCAAAAGGUAUCAAAGCCACCUUAGCUACCACUCGUUACACUGCCUCCGCCAUCCAAGCCCCUGGCAUAACCAUUGAGCCCAUUUCUGAUGGUUUUGAUGAAGGUGGGUUCAAGCAAGCUUCAAGUCUACAAGCCUACUUACACUCUUUCAAAGUCAUAGGCUCAAAGUCACUUACUGAGUUGAUUGAGAAGUUCAAGAGCUCUUGUUAUCCUGUUGACUGUUUAGUUUAUGAUUCUUUACUGCCUUGGGCACUAGAUGUGGCUAAGGAAAUGGGAGUUUGUAAAGCUGCUUUUUUGACAAAUUCUGCUUCUGUUUGCUCCUUGUAUUGGUACCUUCAUCAUGGUCUUCUUUCUCUGCCUCUGACACCUGAUAGUUUUCCUCUGGUUUUGCCGGGACUUCCUGAUCUUCGGUCUUCUGACUUGCCUAGUUUCAUCGCGCACCCUUUGGAAUUUUCCGAGUAUCUUGGAUCAAUCAUGGAGCAAUUUUCUACUCUGGAGGAAAAUGAUUGGGUUUUUAUCAAUACAUUUGCAGAACUGGAAAGCGAGAUAGACAAGGCGAUGUCAGAGAAAUGGCCAUUGAAGAUGGUUGGACCGAUGUUGCCAUCUGCAUACCUAGGACAACAAAUGGAGGACAGAGAAUACGGAGGAAGUCUGUGGAAUCAAGCCACAGAAAACUGCUUAAGAUGGCUAGACACAAAACCCUCUAACUCAGUAAUUUACAUCUCCUUUGGAAGCAUGGCAGAGAUACCAGGAAAACAGGUAGAAGAACUAGCCUGGGGUUUGAAAAACUUGGAAAGCCCUUUCCUUUGGGUUUUCAGGGAAUCAGAUAAGAAGCUACCUCCCGAGUUUCUCACAUCACACAACGAUGAAGUUGGAAUAGUUGUAUCAUGGUGCAACCAGUUAGAGGUGCUAGCCCACCGAGCCACAUGCUGUUUCAUCACACACUGUGGGUGGAACUCAAUGUUAGAGGGCCUGAGUCUUGGUGUGCCUAUGCUAGCGAUCCCUCAAUGGAGUGAUCAGCCAAUGAAUGCGAAGAUGAUGGAGGACGUUUGGAAAUUGGGAGUGUGAGCCAAGAAGGGUAGUGAAGGCAUUGUAAGUCGGGAAGAAAUAGAGAGGAGUGUAAGGGAGGUUAUAGCAGGGUUAAGCAGCGAAGAAAUAAGGAAAAACUCAUGUAGCUGGAGAAAGCAAGCUGGUAGGACAGUAAGCAAAGGCGGUAGUUCUGAGAUAAAUAUAGACAAGUUCUUGCAGACACUGCAGAAAAAAUUGAAGCACAAAGCUAUAAGCAGAGAAUAAACAAUUAAUGUGUACUUUGUAUAUGCCAUAUUAGUUGUACAAUAUAGAUCUCCAGUUUCAUUUGAAUCUACAAUAUAGAACUUUCUUUAUGUAUACAUGAGCUACUUUCAUAAGUAUGAAAUAUAUAGUGGGAUGCUUCACUGCUUUUAA
Messenger RNA from Chenopodium quinoa (quinoa), 1667 nucleotides. RefSeq names its product UDP-glycosyltransferase 74B1-like. The transcript has 2 exons. The coding region runs from base 132 to 1292 and encodes 386 amino acids. The record is from RefSeq and is a predicted model, not a curated record. Lineage: Eukaryota; Viridiplantae; Streptophyta; Magnoliopsida; Caryophyllales; Amaranthaceae. Gene Ontology annotation, molecular function: UDP-glycosyltransferase activity.